AUGAUAAGCAGUCUUAAUAUUGGGAAUCCAAAGUAUGACAAAAAUCUUGAUUUAUUCUCUGAACCGGAGCUAUGUCAUUUCAAAUACAAUAAAAUGUGCAAAAUGGAUGAGAUGGACGAAGAAGAGUGGUCCGAUAGGUCACUCGAAAUCAAUUCUUCUUCAAAUUCCGUUGGUUGA
Messenger RNA from Brugia malayi, 177 nucleotides. RefSeq lists its product as uncharacterized. The coding region runs from base 1 to 177 and encodes 58 amino acids. The transcript has 2 exons. The record is from RefSeq and is a predicted model, not a curated record. NCBI's taxonomy places the organism in Eukaryota, Metazoa, Nematoda, Chromadorea, Rhabditida, Onchocercidae.